UGAAAACGUAAACAAAUCUGUAUUGAUGUUGUGUUCUCUCCAAAUUUGUAACUUUUUCACACGUUCUAAGCCCCAAAGUUUAUUUAAAAUGGCUGCCCAAGUUACCCAAGCACGAAAUGACGGUAGUCAAAGUCCAGGAAGUAAAUUCACCUUAGUGGAAAAGAAGGGAGACCUAUUUAAUUGUGAUGACUGUGAAUCACUUGCUCAUUGCAUCAGUGCCGACAUAAGGAUGGGCAAAGGCAUAGCAACACUGUUCAAGUCCAAAUUCGGCGGGAUCCUAGAACUGCAGUCUCAAGGGCAAAAAAAAGGUGGCCUGGCGGUCCUUAAAAGGCAAAACAGAUUCAUUUACUAUCUCAUUACAAAGAGCAAAUACUGGGAGAAACCGACAUACCCUGAUCUUGCUGCUAGUUUGUACGCCAUGAGAGAACAUGCUUUGAAGGAGAAAGUGACAAACAUUUCUAUGCCGAAAAUUGGAUGUGGUCUUGAUAAACUUCAGUGGGACAAGGUGACCGGAAUUCUUAGGAAUACGUUUGAGGAUACCGAUAUGAAAAUCACAGUGUACACUCUCUGACUAAUGCCAUAGGGCGCGAAAGGAUAUUGAAAGACUCAAACAGGGAAGAAAUAAGAGUCGUUCGGUGAAGAGAGAAGCCCUUUUAGCAAGGUUUUGCCGAUGUAUUAAACAUUGUGCUCGAGAUAUACAUUAAAUAGAUGGAUAGAAUUGAUCAUUUAUGCUACCAGUUGAUAGACAUUUAAGCCAAAUCAUUAGUGGCAGUUAAUAGAUUCAUGGUUUCGAACAAUGGAUCUUUUUCUUAGUGUGUUUUGUA
This is a messenger RNA of Lineus longissimus, 824 nucleotides long. RefSeq names its product ADP-ribose glycohydrolase OARD1-like. The record is from RefSeq and is a predicted model, not a curated record. Gene Ontology annotation, biological process: peptidyl-glutamate ADP-deribosylation. NCBI's taxonomy places the organism in Eukaryota, Metazoa, Nemertea, Pilidiophora, Heteronemertea, Lineidae. The transcript is spliced from 3 exons. Bases 26 to 571 code for a protein of 181 amino acids.